AGUACGACCGCCGCUUCGUUGUCGAGUGGAUGUAAACAAUACGAGUGACGCGACGUGGCAGUGUAGACGUUCAGUUAAAAUAAUUGAAUUACUAUGUUGUACUUUUUAGUAUUAUUUGCAAUUCUGAUUUAUUUUUACGGUGUGAGAACAUUCAACUACUGGAAAAAUCGGGGUGUUAAACAUGAUUCGCCUAUACCUUUCUUUGGAAAUAAUUUGCGCCAGUUUUUUCAAAAAGCUAGUAUGGCUAUGGUAGCGACUGAAGUGUAUAAUAAGUACCCGGAAGAAAAAGUAGUUGGUUUCUAUAGGGGUACUAAUCCAGAACUUGUAAUAAGAGAUCCAUCUAUUGCAAAAAGAAUUCUCGUUAAUGAUUUUCAGCACUUUUAUGCGAGAGGUUUUAAUCCGCAUAAGAAAGUAAUUGAACCUUUAUUAAAGAAUCUUUUCUUUGCUGAUGGUGACAUAUGGCGUCUUAUAAGACAACGUUUUUCUCCGGCAUUCAGUACUGGUAAAUUAAGAGCUAUGUUUCCAAUAAUUACGGAGAGAGCAGAAAAGUUACAAAUAAUUACAAAAGAAGUUUCAAAUCUUGAUUCAUAUGAUGUACGUGAACUUAUGGCUAGAUAUACUACUGACCUUAUCGGGACCUGCGGUUUCGGUUUAAAUAUGGAUUCUCUGAACAACGAAAAUUCACAGUUUAGAAAAUUAGGAAAAAGAAUUUUCCAAAGAACUCCAAGAGAUGCAUUCAAUGCUGGACUUAAGAUUAUGUUUCCAGAACUUUUUAAAAACAUACAUUUUCUAGCACCUGAGAUAGAAAAAUCUAUGACUUACCUAGUAACAUCUGUAAUGAAAGAAAGAAAUUAUAAACCUUCAGGUAAAAAUGACUUUAUAGAUCUUAUGUUAGAAUUAAAACAAAAAGGAAAAAUUAUAGGUGAAUCUAUUGAAAGUAAAAACUCUGAUGGAACACCAAAAACAGUGGAGAUGGAAUUGACGGAAAUGAUAAUGAUAGCUCAGGUCUUUGUAUUCUUUGGAGCUGGUUUUGAAACAUCAUCGACGGCAUCUAGUUACACAUUACACCAAUUAGCUUUUAAUCCAGAUUAUCAAAAAAAGGUUCAAGAAGAGUUAGAUCGGGUUUUAAGCAAUCAUAAUAAUAAAAUUACUUACGAAGGGGUUAAUGAAAUGUAUUGCUUAGAAAAAGCGUUUUAUGAAGCUAUGAGAAUGUAUCCAUCAGUUGCGUAUAUUGUGAGAAAGUGUUCUUCACCUGAAUACACAUUUCCUGAGAUUGGACUAACAAUUAACGAAGGUGUUAAAGUUAUGAUUCCAAUUCAAGCUAUACAGAAAGAUGAUAAGUAUUUUAAAAAUCCAGAAAAAUUCGAUCCAGAAAGGUUUAAUUUGGGCGUAAAAGAAUAUAAGGAUGUAUUUUUUCCUUUCGGUGAAGGUCCAAGGGCAUGCGUCGGUGCAAGACUGGGCCAAAUGCAAUCGAUGGCCGGUCUGGCAGCAAUUCUACAAAAAUUCUCCGUAGAACCAGCAAAGUGUAGCGUAAAAAAUCCCAAACCAGAUCCCACGUCUAUUGUUUCGGAGGGAUUUGUUGGUGGAUUGCCUCUUAAAAUAAAGAAACGGAAAAUGGAGUAAUCUAAGGAACAAAACAUUAAGUAAAAAGGUUACUUACCAUAGAUACGUCUAGAAUAUUCACUCCUGGGUCGCCCUUUUCUCCCUUAGGGCCAACUGGUCCUGGAGCACCUGGAGGGCCUAAAGUACCUGGGCGUCCCUAAAAUGUAAUAGUUUCUAAAGCAAUGCCAUUUAAAAAAUCAAAAAAAAAUCUAUUACUUAUUUUAUCAUUUUUUUGAUUACCUUCAGGUUCUGUAUUGUAUGCAUGAAAUAAAAUAAGUUUAAUAAACAGAGACAAAGAAAAAUAAGAUUUAUAAAUUAUUACAGUGGUAACUCGACAUUUUAUCAUUUUUUAAGUUUUACUAUAAACAUUGUAAAAAACCUUAUAAGAUUACUGGUUUGUCAUGUUCAGUAUGUUGUUUUUAUAGUAUAUGUUUUUGGAUAAUACUAUUAUUUAUUGUGUACACAACCCAUAAUUUUUCUUAGCUUUUUUUCCUUCUUUAAAGUAAUUGCUGUAUGGCAAUAAGACUAUCCCUUGUUAUCUUUCUAUAUUUUUUUAUUUUAUUAUGGCUUUUUUGUGCGUAGUAAAACAUGGUAGUGUUGUAUUAUUUCGUAAAAUAGUAAUAAAUAUAAAGAAUCAUCUUCAUAAAUCAGAAAAAAUAUUAGUGUAACAAUAGUAGUGCAGAUAAUAUUUUAAGUCAUAUCGGUAUAAUUUUCUUCUUACUAACCAUCCACCCUGGUAGACCAAUGUCACCUUUAUCGCCAGGACGCCCUGGUGGGCCAGGUAUACCUUGAGGACCUUCAAGUCCUCUUGGUCCGGGAGCUCCGGGCCUUCCUCGUCUUCCUCGAAAACCUGGUUCCCCUUUGUCACCCUAUUUAAUAAGGAAAUAUUUAGGAAACAAAAUUUUAUACAAUAUAAAUACAACAUAUUGUCACCGAUAAAUACUGUAAAAGUAUUUAAUUGAUUAAUGUACACUGAUAUUUAAAAGAUGAAUUUUUUUUUGAAGAAAAUGAUACAACUUUAACGGCGCAAAGUACAUUUAUGCAUAACCAUUCUAUUACUAUUUUCAAAUAACUUUUGAUACAAACAUAACAUAACAAAUUUAUGGAUGUCCGAUUUUUUUAUAGGAAUAGUUUGACAAACGAGCACACAAUCCACCUGAUGGGUUGCUGUGGCCCAUAGACAUAAGAUGGAAUGCCUCGUUUCCAGUAAAAAGGCUCUACGGUUCUCUACACUCACCAAACAAAACAUAGCAGCGUUGAGCUGCUAUUUUAUGCUGGUAUUCUGUAAGAGCCCUUCUGUGGUGCUUCCCCGGUCGAGCCGACCCAUUCGUGUUACAACUGUACAAUUUUUAUUUUUAAAUACGUAUGUGUUUAUAUUUACCUACUCACGUCUAGUUUCAGCUUAAAGGCAUAGCAAAAUUUACACAUAUAAAAUUCAGUCUAAUAUUAAUUCUUAAUUGCCGUUAUGACGGAUGUGAACAUUGUUAUAUUGGAUUGUUAUUUAUUUGAACUCAUUGUAUUUGCUUUAAGGAAUAAAAUGCAUGGUAUAAGACUCAUGCGGAGGCUGUUUUUUUCUUAAUCCCAUAAUGGUUGAUUCAAUAUUUCUCAGUUAUCAUCCAAAAUACUAGCAUUCAACGUUUUAUUUUUAUCUUCCUUCAAAAUUUUACUGCAGACAGCAUUUUUGCAUUUUUUGGAAGUUUAGAAAUGAAGACUUUAGAAAUGAGUUGGAGGGUGACUCAAACUUUAGGCCUAGUCGGUUUCAAUAGCCUAUCAUGUAGAGGAUGUCAAGGGGUCAUGGUUGAAUAGGGGCAAAUAGUUCUAAUUAUACUCCUAGGGGGUCAAAUGUACGAAAAAUCAAAAAAUUAAAAAUUCUUAUUUCGGCUAUAACUCCGCCUCCUUCGGAUGUUUUUACACAGUCUUUACUUCCCGCAUGCCACUAGAAAAAUUUAUAAAUACAUUAGUCCCAAAACAGCUAUAACGUAUGAUUAUAUAAUAUUCUAUUCCAAUGUCAUAAACAUUUUACAGAUUAAUAAAUACAACAAAAAACCUGUUGUAUAAUACGCAAAUAUCCCGUAACGAACUUACAUUCGAAAUUAUAUUUAGAAGUUUCUGUGCUUACUUUCUUUGAAUCGACAUUUAAAAUUUCUUGUUAAUAUGCUGAUUUAGUUCAAAGUAGAAUGGAAUAAAAUAUUUUUUAUUCAAUAUAGAUUAUUACAUAACUUAUUGAAAGUAAUUUCUUUAUUCACCACUAGUUCCUAAAGUCCUGAGAAGAACCAGCAAGAAACCCAGCGAGAUUUUAUUAAAAGUGACCAUGGAAGUGACUGAAAUACAUUUUUUUGUAUGUGAUUUGGUUUUAUUCUGACAUACAUAACAUAGUAUGUUUUUUGUCAAUUCCAGCAUGCAAUUAAAGCAGAUUUUCAUUCU
Molecule: messenger RNA, 4026 nt
Organism: Parnassius mnemosyne (clouded apollo)
Lineage: Eukaryota; Metazoa; Arthropoda; Insecta; Lepidoptera; Papilionidae
Source: the annotation of a GenBank genome assembly